AUGGGGUGUAAUACGUCUAACUUAAGCGACAAAGCUAAUUCUAUCGAUUCACAAGGUUCGCAGACAGAAUUUCAAUACGUUGCUGGUAGAAGAUUUCAUAAUGUAGAAAAUUCCUUCUAUGCUCUACCAAAUGAUGAAGAUGAACAAGAUAGAUUACACUUACAACAUUUUUUGAUAAGAUAUAUUUGGCAAAGCAACUUUUCUGCUCCCACAGAACAUAUUAUAUCUAAAUCAGGAUCCAAAAUUCUAGAUGUUGGGUGUGGCGCUGCGUCAUGGUCAUUUGAUGUGGCAACCGCAUAUACAUUGGCUGAAGUUGUUGGGAUAGACAUAUCACCAUACCAACCCACACAGAUAAAACCUAAAAAUUUUACUUUCAUUAAGGCAAAUGUUCUAGAAGGAUUACCAUUCGAAGAUAACACUUUCGAUUUUGUAUUUCAACGAUAUUUGGUUGCUAGUUAUCCAAAAGAUAAGUGGCCAUUCAUAGUGAAUGAAUUGGUCAGAGUUUUAAAGCCAGGUGGAUUCUUAGAGCUGUGUGAAUUUUCCUAUUUGUUUGAUGCUGGGCCUGCUGAUCAGCUUUUAUGGUUUACAGCUGCAAAGUUAAUGAAGGAAAAGGGCGUAGAUUGGAAUACAUAUCAAAAGUUAAAAGAAUAUGUACAAACUCAAGGUCAAUUAGAAAAUAUUAAAAAAGAAGUAAAAACAUGCUAUCAUGGUGUAAAGGCAAAUAAUGUUGAACUUAGUAAAGUGGCUAUCAGAAAUAUGACUGAUUUAUAUUCUUCUCUUAAGCCAAUGCUAAUGAAAACGCUAAAAAUUUCCGAUAAUGAAUAUGAUAAGUUGGUUAAAGCAUCAAAAGAUGAGCUAUUUGAGUAUGAUACUUAUUACCAUAUAGUUCGUGUUUAUGCACAAAAACUUAAUUCUAAUAAUGUUAAUUAA
Cetraspora pellucida is the source of this 930-nucleotide messenger RNA. Lineage: Eukaryota; Fungi; Glomeromycota; Glomeromycetes; Diversisporales; Gigasporaceae. The record is from the annotation of a GenBank genome assembly.